Messenger RNA from Vigna unguiculata (cowpea), 849 nucleotides. RefSeq lists its product as uncharacterized. NCBI's taxonomy places the organism in Eukaryota, Viridiplantae, Streptophyta, Magnoliopsida, Fabales, Fabaceae. The record is from RefSeq and is a predicted model, not a curated record.
AUGGAAUCUGGAGUCGGGGGGCAAUUAGAUUUUGUUUCUUUGAAGAAAAAGUUAUCCAUUAAGGUUGUAGAAGGUAAUUUGAGUAAUUUGAGAGAGUUAGCUGGAAGAAUGAAAACCAUAUCAAGGAAUACUUUCAAGAGGAAAUAUGAGAAUUUAUUAGGUUUGUUGAAAGUGGAAGUUCAAGUUGCAUCACUCACAACUUUGGCCCAAUACUACGAUCCACCAUUAAGAUGUUUCACCUUCCAAGAUUUCAGGAUCUUGAAAGUGCAUCCUGUUGAGCUAGAAGGUAAAAUGAUUACCAAGGGCAAUUCGAAAGGCAUCUCUCAGGGGUAUUUGGAGUGGCAUUUGCAACAAUUGACUGAAGAAGGAUUUGGAGAAACAUUCAUGGACGUCUUAGCUAUCACACUUUACGAAGCCAUGUUUUUCCCUAACAUGGAGAAUAUCAUUGACCACACCGCCAUUAAUGUAUUUGUGGUUUACAAAAAUCAUUCAGAAAGCCCAGUUAAUGCAGUUUUGGAUGAUAUGUACGAAAGUCUAAACCUUUGCCAUGACUUCAAGAAGAAGAAGAUGUUAUGUUGUUUACCUGUGUUGUACGUGUGGUUCAUCUCAAGAAUUAAUAAGGGUAUUUCAAAUGUUGAGGGUCCAGUUGAAGAAGUUUUAUUGAACAAGCCAGAAAUUAAAGGGGCAAAGGAUUGGGCUCAGUUUUGUGCAAGCUUGAAUGGGGGAAAGAUCAGAUGGUGCCUUCCUUGGCAAUCUAGGUCACGUAUCAUUUCAUGUGGAAAUUUUCCUAAUGUACCUCUCAUAGGCAGAAGGAGCUAUAUAAAUUAUAAUCCUGUGUUAGCUCAAUGA